This is a messenger RNA of Megachile rotundata (alfalfa leafcutting bee), 5734 nucleotides long. RefSeq names its product discoidin domain-containing receptor 2. Lineage: Eukaryota; Metazoa; Arthropoda; Insecta; Hymenoptera; Megachilidae. Gene Ontology annotation, cellular component: signaling receptor complex; plasma membrane. The record is from RefSeq and is a predicted model, not a curated record. Gene Ontology annotation, biological process: multicellular organism development; cell surface receptor protein tyrosine kinase signaling pathway; protein phosphorylation. Gene Ontology annotation, molecular function: ATP binding; protein tyrosine kinase collagen receptor activity; collagen binding.
GCCACCGCGUGCGUAACGUCGUUUCCUCCGUUCCGUUUUUGUUUUCGUCCGCGGAUUCACCCCGUCGACGUACGUUCGUCAUUCACGCGCACCCUUACUGUGCUUACGUUCGCGAACGUGCCUUCGACGUAUUUCCAAGAAAAUACACGCGAGAUAGAAUUGAUCGCCGCAGCGAAAAAUCGAUCACGUGUGACGACGCGCGAGUUCCUUGGGACUAGUACCGAAGAGGCUCAGUGAAAAAACGGGGAUGAAGAACACCUUGGAGACACGGAGGACGUUGCUUCGACCGACGUUGCUUCGAUCCGUGCUUGGAGAACGAUCCUGAGGCGAGCGGAUGUGCAAAGAGACGCCAUCGUCGAGGAUAACAACCGACCUGGGGCUGUCCUUGAGCGAAUUACCUGAUUGGGCGAUCGCCGGCGAGCUUCCAUGAAGACAUCGCAUCUCAGCGACCAUGAAGACUGAUUGCCUGCCAAUAAUUGCCAAGUUCUGGGCAUUGCUGGCGCUGUUCGGGGCAACUGUCGACGUACGAGCGCUCGAUAUACGAUCGUGCAACCAGUCUUUGGGUAUGGAAUCCGGCGAUAUACCAGAUUCGGCCAUCACGGCAUCCUCUUCGUACGUGACGAACGUCGGUCCUCGAAAUGGCAGGCUGCGCAAGGAGACGGCAGGCGGAGCCUGGUGCCCUAAGAGCCAAAUAGAGAGAGGAAUUCGUGAGUGGUUGCAAGUGGAUCUUUCCGGACCUCACGUGAUCACCGGUGUACAGAGUCAGGGUCGUUACGAUCACGGUCGUGGACAGGAAUACGUGGAGGAGUACACCCUGGAGUAUCGACGUCCUGGAUUCACCGAGUGGCGACGAUAUAAGCGCUGGGAUAACAAGGAGGUCCUGGCUGGAAACAGCGAUACCUCGACCGUGGUUUCCCAUCGAUUGAUACCACCGAUCUUCGCCAGCCAGAUUCGGGUUCUGCCACAUUCGGAACACAGGCGCACCGUUUGCCUUCGUAUCGAGCUGAGGGGAUGCAAGGACACCAGUGGUGUCGUGAGUUAUACUAUACCGGAUUCACCGACACCAGAGCUGAGCGACAUCUCGUACGACGGUAAAAGGGAAGACAACUUGUUGACCGAUGGUUUGGGCCGAUUGAUCGAUGGCGAGGUCGGUGCGGAUAAUUACAGACUAGACAUGGGAGAUGGAAGAGGCACCGGUUGGAUCGCGUGGAUGCGGGACACCUUCGAGGACGAUUACGUGGAGCUCGUGUUCGAAUUCGAAGUGACCUGGAUCUUCGAGGCGGUGCACAUUUAUACCAACAAUUAUUUCUCGAGAGAUGUGCAGGUAUUCUCUAAAGCAGACGUUUGGUUCAGUCUGGACGGUGAAACUUAUGAAGAAGACCCAUUGUCUUAUUCUUACAUCCCAGACAUCGUACUAGAAAAUGCAAGGAACGUCUCCAUAGGUUUACACGAACGUCGUGGAAGGUUUCUGAAAAUACAUUUGUAUUUCGCCGCCCGAUGGAUCAUAAUUGGCGAGGUGACUUUCGAUGGAACGAAUCCCUACGAAAAUACCACGGAGGAGUCGGCGUCCGAGUUCAGCAACGGAGAAAUUCCAAUGAACCCCGGGGUGGAUCUUAACUUGCAAACAAUUACAGCAGCGGGAGAGGGUCAGGAAUAUUUAGAGGUACUAAUAGGUGUUCUGACUGCCAUUAUCCUGCUUCUUCUGUUGGUGUUCGUCAUUAUUCUGCUUCUGAAUCGACGGCAAAAACUCCAGAGCUCGCCGACCGUGCUGAAAAAUCCAUUUGGAUUCGCCAUAAACAUGAAGGGACUCCUCCUGAAUCUAACCCCCGGCGGAAUGCUGGCAGAAACUGCCAAUCACGUAUCACCGGACAUACCGGAAGACGGAAGCAUGCACGAGUCUUUGACAAUGGAACAAUUCAAUUCACCUCUCGUCAGUCCGCAGUAUAAAUCUACGUACGCGAUCGUCGCCACUUCCGAGUCUCCAAAGGACCUGAAGGAUGUAAACGUCUCAGAGGAGAACGUACGACUGGACACGAGGCCAGAAUCGACCAUAGGACCAACAAGCUGUUCGUCGUCUCCAACAAACUCUCCUGCCCGACACUCGCAGCAUUACAGGACCCUUCAAAGUUACACGAGUCCAACUGCGAAACUCAAUAUCGCAGCCACGUCUAAUCACCAACGGGAUGUCGAUCAGAUCCACUCGAAACGCUGGCACACAGCUCCCAAAGAGAAACACAAGAUACCUGCACCUGUCGUCAGCUGGAAUAUCGCACCCAGCAUGAACAAACCGUACAAAUGCAAGGAAAUAGAACCCACAAAUAUACCACGACAGUGCCUACGUACCACAGAGAAGCUUGGUUCAAGAAAUAUCGGCGAGGCGAUAGUUUGCGAGGCUGUCGGGCUCGAGGACGUGAUACCGGAUGCCCCGAGACUCGUGGUGGCUCGCGUGCCGGCCUGCACCAGCGACAUUCGAGCCGGUAGUGCGACGGAACAAAUGAGAGAAGUCCGAUUCCUGUCGAGCCUAUCCGAUCCGAACAUGGCCAGGAUCCUGGGAGUAUGCACCAUGGAUCCAGUGCCGUGGACGAUCAUCGAGUACACGGAACUCGGUGAUCUGGCCCAUUAUCUUCAGUACAGUGUGCCACUUACGGGAACGCUUAGGCCGAGCUGCAAUUUGAAAGCCCUUAGUCAAAGCUGCCUGCUGUACAUGGGCACCCAGAUAGCAUCAGGCAUGAGGUUCCUCGAGUGUAAGAAUCUGGUGCACAAGGACCUAGCAGCCAGGAACUGUCUAGUGGGUCGUUCUUACACCGUGAAAGUGACCGACAUAGCGAUGUGCAGUGACCUUUACAAGAAGGAUUACAGUGACAUAGGCGGCAGACCACCGGCGCCAAUUAGAUGGCUGCCGUGGGAAAGCAUUCUAUUGGACAGGUACACUUGCUCCAGCAGCGUAUGGUCAUUCGCUGUUACUCUGUGGGAGGUGAUGAGUUUGGCUAGGGAAAAACCGUUUCAACAUCUGACCAACGAUCAGGUCAUACAGAAUGCUGAACACAUGUAUUAUGGAGCUGAGCUACAAAUAUAUCUCCCCAAACCAACGAUGUGUCCAGAAGAAGUCUACCGAAUGAUGUGUUCAUGUUGGCGAAGGGACGAGACCUCAAGACCGACAUUCAAAGACAUUUACACGUUCCUGAAGAGUAUAAUCGCGGACUAUCGACCUGGUGCAUAAAACGAUCCCAGUUAACUGUGAUACAACGGACAAAAAAUGAUUCCCAUCUUCUUCCCUGCGAGGGAGAAGUAGAUCUCUCGAGUUGAACUGUCCGAAAGUGUACAAUCGUUAGUUUUAAACCUCGAGCCGCGUUGAAUUUCGAGUUAAUCUUGGCGAGGAUCGAACGAGAAAUUUUCACGCGACUCGAUAAAUCUUUCUGUUCUCGAAUCUCUGACUCGCUAUUCUGAACGCGAGAGAAAUUGUAUCGCGCUGAAAUCUGAUGACUUUCUGCUUUUCGAUGAACACGUAUGAUCCUCGAUAUUUUCUAGUCAACUCGAUCAAUCGAUUCCUACGAGAGUGCUGCUAUCGUGUACAGUAUCUGGACGCUACGAUGCACUGAUUAAGUCUAUCCACUUGUAAAUACGAGUAUAGAUACCGAUGCUAGGUGAACGAGAGGAACUUUUAUAUUGUAGCUGGUGUUAUUUGCAAAAUUAUAGGUCGAAUGAAUCAAUUUUAUUGUCUUAUUUAUUGUUGAAUAAUAAUUCAAUUAUGUGGUUCAAUUUUUCUGAUACAGAAAGAGGAGCUAGCAGAAGUUACUACAAGAUUUAUAGGCUAGGUUUAUUCUAAUCAAAUCCUGAUUUAUGGUAAAUCAAGGUUUAUGCUAUCUAAACUGAUUCAAAUUUACUUCAGUGUUGACUAAACUCAUUUAAUUAAUUUACUGCUGGCAUUAACUAUACUGAUUCAAUUUUAUUACUGAUUAGAAUGAUUGAAUUUUGAAGAUUGGUAAUGCCUGAACUGAUUUAAUUAAUGCACUGCUAGUACUAACUAAACUGAUACAACUUUUACAAUUAGACUAAAUUAGUUUCAUUAACUGUUAAUUUAAAGAUGUGUUUAUACAAGUAAAUGUGCAGAUAAUUAGCUAGAAAUAACAAAGAGAUCUGGCAAGUUAUUUUCCUCACCUUAAAGUGCUUGUCAGACUACUUAUCUGCCUGUUUGCCAAGAUGGAAUGCACCUUUAAGUUUGUAAAUAAUUGCUCCUUUUGUGUAAGGUUAUAAAGAUUUAUCAGUUCAGUGAGUACUUUCUGAAAUCUUUUGCAUGGACAAUCUAUAUGUAACCAUUUUACAUGGUAAUAGUAUGAAGUCAUGAAGGAUUCUAGUGGCGAAGAGAAAUUUUCAUGUAUAAUUUGUAAAUGUUGGACCUUUACUUUGAAUAUAGUCAUACACAUGAUUUUUUGUUACAUUUGUGAUCCAUUUUGUGAAUGAAUAUUUUUACAUCUGGGUUUAGAUAUUUAAUUAUAUUGUAAGGAGUAGUUUUAUGUAAGAACUUAUUCAGACUUUAUAUUUGAACAACUUUUAUAUGUUACGUUAAAGCUUAUUUCUUGAGCUACUGGUAAAUAAGUACAGACAUUUGAAUUUUUUAAACAUCAUGUCCUAACUUGAACAUGAAAUAUUUUCUAAAUUAUCCAGCAUCUAUACUUUAAAAUCAUAGAUAAAGAAAUUUAUAAUAUGAUCCAUCAACAUGUUAAAUCAGAAGUAGACAGAGAUGUCACCUUAUGUGAACACCUAAAAAUGAGUACAAAUAAGAUUAGAAAGUAUCAAAAUCAUCUAAAAAGAAGCUACUAUUGAAUUAGACUCUCAAGUUCAACAUUGUAAUUAACUCCUUACAGACAGAACACUAAAUUGAUCUUCAGAAUAAAUCAUACUUAACUUCAACCCCUAUUUAAGGUUACAGAAAGUUAAAAUAUAUGUUGCUUUCUCAUUUAAGUUAAAUUGCAUAUCUUUUUUAAUUAACAAAUUUAUCAUUUUUACAUUUACUAAUUUUAUCUGUACUUAUAACACAUGAAGAAUUAAAAUAUACAAAAUUAUACUCAAAUAGUUAAGACGUUAAUUUACAGUUACUCUUUAAAUCACAUCCAGCAAUAACAUGUUUUACAAAUAAAAUUUCUCGAUUUCAAAACACCAGCUACAACGAAAAUUUCCGCUUACUUGUACAUUCGAAGCCCGUACGUAGCAAAGUACUUAUAUCGUUCCAUUGUGUAUUCCUUUCCGUUCGAAAAAAAAAAGAAUUCACCGUCGUUAGAGCGGGCGUAGAUUCGAAACCCGAUUCUCGAUCUGUUAAUCGCGAGAACGUAAUUAAUCGACACGCUCCUUCCUUUGAUUUAUCAUUUAAGGACAGACAAAAAGGAUCGUCACUUUGUCACGCUUCGAGAAGUGUCGAUCCACGUUUUUAGGCUGCGUUAUUCGAGCCCCCCGAUGAAAAAAAUUGCGAACAAACGUUUGAACGAAACGAUAUCGACCUGUUAGAACGGAAAUCGUGACAGAACAAAAUUGUGGAUAACUGUUCACAGUUUUGGGACACAGAGAAAGGUGUAUAUACUUAUACAUAUAGAUUCGCUGUUGGUAAAGUGCCAAAAACAGAGUCAGCCGUUCAAACGUUCCCCUCUGCACGCAUCUUUUCUGUAAUUCUUAAGAUGGAUCCAAGUAUACGUUGAAAUGAUUAACAAAUAAAGUACUGAGUGUUCCUUUCUGAUUUUGA